AUGAGCUAAGAGAUAAAAUUUACUGAAUAAGACUAGUUCAACUUGAACUCCAAGAUUGGUAAUUCUAUGAAAGAUAAUCAACUUGUCAUAAAGAGACACGUUGAGCAUAUCAAUGGCAAAAAGUAUGAUCUUAAAAAGUACCAGCAAAAUCAAGAACUUGAACUUUAAAAGAAGAUCAAAUAUCACAAGAUGAAAGAGAUUUAAGAGAAGUUAUAUAACUUGGAUAGCUGGCUCACUCCAGAGAUAGAUAAUAACGACUACCAUAAAUUGCAGAACCAAGAAAACAAGGAAAAGUUCUAGAAGAACUUCAAGGAUUUUUAGAGGCAAAUUGCCAAGCAGGAGGUGCAUGAGUACACAAAUGGAUUGAUUAAUAAGAUCAAGGGAAAGAAGAAGUAAAUUGUAGACUAGAUUUAGCAUGGGAAAAGUAUUGAUCUCUAAGAGCUGUUUCAAGGUCAAAGACUCUAAGACCCUUAAUAAAAUUAUCGCCUACAGAAGAAAAUCCAAUUUCUUGAAACUAAACUUUCCAGAAUUAUGAAAUCUCAAGUAACUUCAAGUGGACUUGAAGGUAAUAAUAGCACUUUCGAAUCAAAAGGAGAAAGAUCUAAUAAUAACAGAUCUAUUUAGAGGAAAUAAUAACAAGUUAAAUAGUAAAUUAAUCGUAAUGUUGAUAAAAUAUUCAAAAUUUUUGAGGAAAGAGAUGUUGUGUUUGAUAACAUCACUAGAAAGAAAAUAGACAAAUUAGAAAGAGAUCUCAAACUAGCUCCACCCAUUGGAUAGUAUUAGCCAAAAUAUAAUGCUGUGGAUCCGAAUCUGCCAAAUCUCAGGUUUAAUAAAUCUGUGGUUGUCACUAAGAGAAGUAAAGGAGGUAAUGAGAGAGGUAGCUUAAUAUCUGAAUUCAACUUGACUUAAAAUCUUCAAUUAUCUUAAGAUAAUAACAACAACUAGAUGAUUGAUAUGUUUAAAUAGACAAUCGCAAAGAAAGUUGAUGAAGCUAAAACUUAAUAAAAUACAAUGAGUGAGAGCCCAAAUAAGGCUAAAAUGACAUAGCAUUCAUUUAUGGAAUAAGAAUUGGGAAUAUCAACUCGGAGUCCUUUUAACAUCCCAAUAAGACAUUCAUUUACUCGUGAUACAAAAAAUUUAAGCUAAAGAUGUGCUAGAAGUUUGUAGACUAAAGAAGAAGGUACAGGUAAAAAUUCAUCCAAGGGCUCACCUAAAGUUUUAAGUAAACUUAUUCCAGAUUUUCAAAAGAAGGGAGAGAGAUAAAUUAUUGUAGGAUAAAGAGAUGUCAAUGAAAAUAGAUUUGAUUUUUAGCCAAGCACCUUGCUGGACAAAAUAUCAAACUAUAGAAAACUACCAUCUUGUCAGAUUUAAUUUGGCAAAUAAGUAUACAGAGAUGGAUUCGCACUGGCCCCUAUUAGGAAAACUAGUUCUCAUAAUAAUUCAAGAAAGUAGUCUUAAAAAAAGCCAGAUCGAAUAAUGAGAGAACUAUAUUUUAGUACCAAUGGAUUUAAUAAAUCUCCAGUUGGUAGCUGCUUAUCUCCUGGAUACUAUAAUCCUAAAUAUGAUGCAGUUGAUUAACAUAGAGUUGAUAAAAAGAUCAUAUCUUGGGACGGAAAACUCAAAACUAAGGCUAAGUUUGAUGUUACUAAAAUUAUAAGGAAAAAAGAGGAUUAAAUUUCUCUUUAAGAGAUAAUGAAGGAGGAUGAGGAUUUGAUCAAUAUGUUUAUAAGCAAAUUCCAUUCAAAGAGAAAUAGUGUACACAAUUGA
This is a messenger RNA of Stylonychia lemnae, 1767 nucleotides long. The record is from the annotation of a GenBank genome assembly. Lineage: Eukaryota; Ciliophora; Spirotrichea; Sporadotrichida; Oxytrichidae.